GGUUUUUGUAAAUAUUUUGAUUUUUGAAUGAUUAAUUUACGGAUUGCUGUAGAGAUUGUUGCCCAUAUUUGAUUUAUAUAUAGAAGAGCAGCACAAUGUCUGACAUUCAGUCAGAUGCAGUGAGCUUUGAACCUGCGAUGGGGACCUACCGACCAAUGAACAACUCAAGUCCUUCUCCUCAACAGGCACCAGAAUCAGGUUCAGGUGGGUCCAGUGUGGUGGUCCACGGCUCUAGCCAUGUUCAUGUGGGCAGCAACGUUACGCUGUGCGAGGCGCUGAAGAAGCCGCGUCCGCGCCGGCCGCCGGACUCCACGCCGCAGCUGAUAGCGCUGUUCCGGUGUUCCUCGAUGACCACCGACCGACAGCUGCUCACCGCCUCUCGCUACAUCGGGAGCGGGUGGCGCGACCUGGCCCGGCGACUCGGCUUUCUCGGCGCAGAGACGGACGACUUUGAGUACCGCGCAGAGAGUCUUCAGGAGAUCAGCUACCGCCUGCUGCGCGCCUGGAGGGAAAGGGAGUCGUCCGCCGCCACCGUCGAGCGCCUGGCCAAGGCCCUCUGGGACGAGGAGGCCUAUGACGCUGUGGUCCAGCUGGCUCAACUCGGUGCCAGUCAGUGACCGACAGACGCCGCAGCAUGAGCUGGGAUGGUCACUGAAAUGGUGAGAUUGUCGUCGCUUUCUGAGGAGUUUCUGUAGGGAGCCUGUCUAUGGACUCUGUGCAUUUAGCUGGUGCUCGGGUUGACCAGGCAACUCAGCAAGGAUUUGAGUGUCCCUAAAGAGACAGGCCUGAAUAGGGAUCAUUGGAGAACUAUGGGACCCGUCUUAUGGACUUGAGCGUUUUGGAGCUCGGCUUGGCCCGGCACUUCUGCCAGACUACCUGUCCGUAAGGGAACGAGCCCGACUUUGCCUCAGACAUGCCUGCAUCUGGCCUCAUUGGAAAAGUAUGGGACCCGCGACCUGCGACGAUUUCUUGUCGCAUUGGAUCCGUCCUGAAAUGCUUUAUGAAUUCCCGCUAUUUAUAUUUUAUAGCGUUAUCCUGACUUCUAAGGUUGUGAAGAGUUACAAACGGGGUGCCAUUCCGAAAUAUCUAGCUUUAGCUUAAGUGGGCGCAAGUGUGGUCAUACUGCCAAUGGAUGCGACGUGUGUGGCACAUAGAUGGACGUUAGAUGAAUCCGUAAAUAUUUUAUACACUUUCCUUAAGUUGUGAGCGGGGGUGGGAGAUAUCAAUAGCUUACCGCAUGUUGUCGUGCCACUUUGUGCUGACUGACUGAUGACUGGCCGAAAGCCUGACAAGUGUCGUACGCAUAUUCGAUUGUAACGUUGUAGCAGUGUGUCGCAAGGAAGUUGUGAACAUAUGAAAUGAACACGUGUGACUUGUAUUGUUCAGCAGUUGUAUGUCACCGGCUUUUGCCGUUCAAUUGUCUCGUUUUCCGUUCUUUGGUUCGGUAUAGACUGUAGGCUUGCCCUCCAUUGUGAUAUGUUUUUAUGUCGUAUAAUGGUGUCUCGAUUCUGGGCUAGGAUCACAGAAAGUACUGCCAAAUUUUUUUAGAGGUCGGCUUUUCCAAUUGAACCGACGGUUGGUGUUAGGUGGUAGUACGUGAUAGGCGAAUGUGUUUUAUUAGCGUAUACGAAUUGUACUGUUUGCUUACACUUACUUUUAGCAGUUUCUUAGCACUUUGUGAACAAUGUGACCGUAGGUACUAGGUGUUAGUCGUAGUCACGCGCAAUUUGCUGACGACCGAUCAUCUGUUUCAUUGUAUAUGAUUAACCUUAGAGCCAUUUUGCCUGGUUGUUGGUAUUGCUAGCGUCGUGCGUACCUUAGAUUAGCUAACGUUUCACCUUUCCCCGACUGGGGAAACGACUGGGAACUGGGGCCGUCUUCGACUGUCCCCCUUCCGCCUGACUUAUGCCGUAAGGAUCGAGUGAAGAACAAUAGCUGCCAUAACGUGUCAUAAACACGGCCUGAUGCUUCAUGGCAGAUGUUGAGGGAGAGAGAAGAGCUAGUUACUACCGAGACCAUGAUGCGGCAGUUUUACAUGUGAAGAGCUGUUGAAACUAUGCUUGUUACGCUGAGCUACACACACUUGAAAUGCACAAUCCGUAUAAGUCAUGAGCUUGCUGCAUGGACUACUAAAGUUUCUCGGACGAUCUAUAUUUUCCGGUCAACGAAUAUGCAUAAACUGAUUGUUUAACUUCAAUAUACUGCAGAACGUCACAUGCAGCCGCUUACCUUGUU
This is a messenger RNA of Amphibalanus amphitrite, 2235 nucleotides long. RefSeq names its product receptor-interacting serine/threonine-protein kinase 1-like (gene imd). The record is from RefSeq and is a predicted model, not a curated record. The coding region runs from base 96 to 617 and encodes 173 amino acids. Lineage: Eukaryota; Metazoa; Arthropoda; Thecostraca; Balanomorpha; Balanidae. Gene Ontology annotation, molecular function: protein binding. The transcript is spliced from 5 exons. Gene Ontology annotation, biological process: signal transduction.